CUCGCAUCACCCACCAUCGUCAUCUGCCUCGGCCUUCCACCAAGUCGCCAGUCGGUCGCCUCCUCCUACUCGCCGUCGUCGUCUCUCCUCUUCCCUUCCCGGCGGUCGCGCGGCACCGGGGCACGCGACGCCACCUAUCUUCUUCCCUGUCUCCUCGCUUCGAGCAGCAGACUACGCUUCUUCAAGAUGCCGAGGGCCACGAGCGACGCAAAGCUUCUGAUCCAGUCCCUCAGCAACGCGUAUGCUGCCACACCAACAAAUCUUAAGAUUAUCGACCUGUACGUGAUUUGUGCUGUUGCUACUGCCCUUAUUCAGGUUGCUUACAUGGGAUUAGUUGGGUCAUUCCCCUUCAACUCCUUCCUCUCAGGUGUCCUUUCAUGCAUAGGAACUGCAGUACUUGCUGUUUGCCUCCGUAUUCAAGUGAACAAAGACAACAAGGAAUUUAAGGACCUUCCCCCGGAGAGGGCCUUUGCUGACUUUGUUCUGUGCAAUUUGGUGCUCCACCUGGUGAUCAUGAACUUCCUUGGAUAAGCAACUGCUGUACCAAGUGGUUAAGAUUUUGUAGCCCCAGAUUAUGGUCGCUGAUCAGUGCGGUUUAAUGUUUGGAACUGUCAUAAUGUUUGAGUAUCCAUAUGAUCUCUCACAGAUUACCUUUGUAAGCCCAGGAUUCUUCAAUGAACUGUUAGUUGAAUGGACAGUAUGUUUCACUUUGGUAGUUUGGUUGAUCCAGUCUUGACAAAGUAAUACCGAGCAUUUGCGUAA
Molecule: messenger RNA, 762 nt
Organism: Setaria italica (foxtail millet)
Lineage: Eukaryota; Viridiplantae; Streptophyta; Magnoliopsida; Poales; Poaceae
Product: dolichyl-diphosphooligosaccharide--protein glycosyltransferase subunit DAD1
Exons: 6
Coding region: 187-531 (114 amino acids)
Biological process (GO): protein N-linked glycosylation
Cellular component (GO): oligosaccharyltransferase complex; membrane
Source: RefSeq, a predicted model, not a curated record